Messenger RNA from Perognathus longimembris pacificus (Pacific pocket mouse), 1005 nucleotides. RefSeq names its product heat shock transcription factor, X-linked member 3-like. Bases 1 to 1005 code for a protein of 334 amino acids. Lineage: Eukaryota; Metazoa; Chordata; Mammalia; Rodentia; Heteromyidae. Gene Ontology annotation, molecular function: DNA-binding transcription factor activity; sequence-specific DNA binding. The transcript has 2 exons. Gene Ontology annotation, biological process: regulation of DNA-templated transcription. The record is from RefSeq and is a predicted model, not a curated record.
AUGGAUAAGAUCAUGCAAGAAGAUAAUACCCAAGAAGACCUUGAAGGGAAGUUGGCGCCACCUGUUGUCAAUAAGCCAGAAGACGCCUUCCAUCCUAUUCCUCAUCUCACCCUGGCUUCAAGAGCCAGUAUGGAUCUGCAAGGUGACCAAGCCACAAUCCAGGAAACGCUGUCCGAAGCAAACACUGAAUCCAAUAAGAACACAGAGAAUGAGGACAACAAAGAAGACAAAAUUGACUUCUACCUCUCCUUCCCAAGAAAAUUAUGGCUAGUAGCAGAGAACCAAGCAUUCAAAUCAGUGACCUGGAAUGAAGAAGGAGAUCACGUAAUUAUCCAUGCUGAACAAUUCCAGAAGGAAGUUCUUGACCUUGAAGGGACAGACAAGGUUUUUCAUGCCUCAACCUUGAAGAGUUUCAUCCGGCUAUUGAAUCUGCAUGAAUUCACCAAGAUCCGUCCAAACAACUCAACAGUUCAGGCCCAAGGGAAUGAAAAAGUGAUGACAUACCAUAAUUCCAAUUUUCGGAGAGACAACCCUGCUCUUGUUAAAAACAUCUGCAUGAGAAGAAAUAGAAGAUACACUGAUCUGCAGGAAACACAUAAAACCAGUCCGAUGAAAGAAGGUAAAGAGGAGGCCCAGAUGUCAAGUGCCCAGCUGGAUGCCCAGCAGGAACUUAACCAAGAUCUCCAGAUGGAGUGCAUGAAUGAUCCGGGAUCCAGGAGGGAUAUGCCUUUCUAUUACUGUGGCUUCCCCCUGAGAAACACCUACUUCCAGGAACCAACUGAUUCUAGUGGAGAAGGUACUUCAAGCAACAACCUCUUUGAACUUCUCUAUGAUUAUGAAAACGAAGGCGAUGACGAACAGCCUAGCACUUCACAAUCAGCUCUGGAAAUGCAGUAUAUAACGGAUUUGUACAUCUGUUAUUCUUUCCUGCUGGGUGCACUGCUAUUCCCAGAGGAGGCAGAUGACCCUCUAGAAGGUGACAAAGAUCAAGAUGAUGAUGAAUAG